This is a messenger RNA of Closterium sp. NIES-65, 972 nucleotides long. NCBI's taxonomy places the organism in Eukaryota, Viridiplantae, Streptophyta, Zygnematophyceae, Desmidiales, Closteriaceae. The record is from the annotation of a GenBank genome assembly.
AUGGGCGCGCUGAACAGUAAUCUGGUUACCAACUACCACCAGGGCUGGCGGCUGGUAACGGCGAUGUGGUUACACGGCGGCGUGGUGCAUCUCGUGUGUAACCUCCUCGGCAUCGCCUUCCUUCUCAACCGCCUCGAGAAGGAGUUCGGCCUGUGUACGUGCGUGGCGCGGUGCAAUGACGCUGUGUGGUGUGGUGUGGUGUGCGGCGGGAUCGGGCGUCCCACGGCCAUCUACCUUCUCAGUGGCGUCUUUGCUGCCGUCUUCUCCUGCCUCUUCCUCAACACACAGAUCAGCGUGGGUGCAUCUGGAGCGUUGUUUGGGCUGGUAGUUCUCAGCCCUCAUGACGCUCAUCAUCCUCCUCAUAGCAAUCAACCUUGCCAUCAACCUUACAUCGAUAACUCCUGGUUCUCCCUCUGCCCCCCUUCUCUCCUCCCUCUGCCCCCCUUCUCUCCUCCCUCUGCCCCCCUUCUCUCCUCCCUCUGCCCCCCUUCUCUCCUCCCUCUGCCCCCCUUCUCUCCUCCCUCUGCCCCCCUUCUCUCCUCCCUCUGCCCCCCUUCUCUCCUCCCUCUGUCCCCAUACCCUCCCAUGCAGUUCUCAGUCCUGAUGACGCUAAUCAUCCUCAUAGCCAUCAAUCUCGCCAUCGGCCUCAUGCCUUACAUCGGCAUCUUCGCCCACAUAGGCGGCUGCAUCGCCGGCUCCUUCCUCGGAUUCGCUCUGCUGCUCAAACCCCAACGGAUUUUCUCCGGGAUACUCUUUAUGGCUCUCACAGGCAGCAAGGUAGUGCUCGCCACCAUGGGCAAUAUGGCUCUUGAUGCACGGCACAUUCCGCUUUCCCACUACUGCCUCCUCUCCCUCUCCCUCCCCCAUCAGCUGCUGACUCACCCAUGUCUGCUGCCUCCUCUCCUUCCCAACCCCAACCAGCUUCUCGCUCUGCAUGGCGGUGCUAUUCACCAAGGGCAACGUGCCUGCUGA